This is a messenger RNA of Phascolarctos cinereus (koala), 2048 nucleotides long. Lineage: Eukaryota; Metazoa; Chordata; Mammalia; Diprotodontia; Phascolarctidae. The record is from RefSeq and is a predicted model, not a curated record.
GUCCCAGGGAGAGGGGAAGGUGACUCUAUUCUAGAAUCUGGCAGGAAGGUGACCUCCACUCCACCACCAAGGACCAGGAGUGAUAGACAGCAGGCACAUCUUAGGCAGCAACGAUUUGGUAGGGCUGUGAUUCGAGACCACAGCGAUUCUGGGACGGCUGUGAUUGAUUUCAGGAUGGCUGUGAUUUCAGGACGACUGUGAAUGCACAAUGAAAAGACAACAAGGAGUCAGAUGGGUCCAAGACACUGCCCAGACUCGAUGCCCUAGACAAUGCCCACCUACAGACUGUUCUCCCAUCAAGCCAUGGCUGUGAUGGCGCUGCUCAUAGCUCUCUGGCUCCUGAUAUCUCAUCUCCUGCCCUCGAGCAGGGUAUGGGGCACUGGGACGUGGUCUCUGAGUGGGGCCUUCCAGCCAAGCUCUAAGCUCACGGUCCUCAUCUGGCACUGGCCCUUUAACAAGUCUUUACCAUUAGAUGGCGAUGUCUGUGCUCACUAUGGUGUGGUCAACUGCUGGCUCAGCACCAACCAUAGCCUCCUGAGCCAGGCUGACAUCGUUGUCUUCCACCACCAUGAACUCCAGAAUGGGGCUGUCCGGCUGCCUUUGGCUCACAGGCCCCUCAGGCAGCCUUGGGUGUGGACUAACCUGGAGUCUCCAAGCAAUACUCAUGGGCUUUCCCGUUACCAUAACAUUUUCAAUUGGGUCAUGACCUACCGGAGGGACUCUGACAUCUUUGUGCCUUAUGGAGAGCUGGUGCCCCGGCAUGGGCCUGCUCCCCCUGUGCCAACUAAGAACCGGAUGGCUGCCUGGGUCAUCAGUAACUACCAGCGGACCCAGAAGCGAGUGGUACUAUACAACCAAUUAUCUAAACAUCUUCAGGUGGAUGUAUUUGGCCGUGCCAACAAGAAACCACUCUGCCCAGACUGCCUCUUGCCCACUCUUGCCCCCUACCGAUUCUACCUGGCAUUUGAGAACUCUCAGCACCGGGACUACAUCACUGAGAAGUUAUGGAGAAAUGCCCUGGGUGCAGGGGUCGUGCCUGUGGUACUAGGUCCUCCUCGGUCUACCUAUGAGGCCUUUUUGCCAGCUGAUUCCUUUGUCCAUGUGGAUGACUUCAGCUCAGCCCAGGAACUGGCCACCUUCUUGAAGAGCAUGAAUGCCAGUCGUUACCAACGCUUCUUUGUAUGGCGUGAAAGGUUAGCUGUGAGGCUCUACAGUGACUGGAGGGAGCGGUUCUGUGGCAUUUGUGUCCGCUACCCCCAUCUGUCCCAGGACCAGAUCUAUAGAGACUUAGAGGCCUGGUUUAAAUCAUGAUGACCAGAGCUGACCUGGCUAGCUGCUAAAUUCUUCCCCAACCAUAAAGGUUAUGGUGAAAUGUAGGGCUGCCAUUUGGGACUAGAAGUCUGCCCCCAGAGACUUUCCCUGGAUGGACCCUGGAUCCCUGGGGUACCUCCUUGUGACACCAUGAGGAGAGACAGGGCCUAAUGUUUGGCCUCUUCCUCUUCUCUUCACCCUUUUUACUCCUAUUCCUCUUCCCUCUGUUACUAAACCAGACUCCUGAAAAAUAACACUAAACUUGGGAGUCAGAAAACUUGAAUUUAAGUCCAGGCUGGACCACUGACUGGAUAUAUGACCUUGGACAAGUCACUCCUGUCUGGGGCUCAAUUUCCCAUUCAUGCAAUGGAAAAGUUGAGAUGAUAAUAUCUCUCACAGCUCUAAUAUUGUAACAUUGAGUCCUCCUGCACACACACACACACACACACACACACACACACACACACACACGCACAGGUGUAUAUGUGUGUGUGUGUGUGUGUGUGUAUGUGUGUGGUGAUGGGGCACUCUGUGGUGAUUUUUAUCAGCAUUUCUGUAACUGAGUGGCAUUGCUAUAAAAUGAGAACUUGAAUCCUAUGUGUUAUGUUGUGCAAGGGGCUUUUAAGAGAAGAUGGAUUCUCAGUAUGAGUGAAAACUAAUUCAUUGAUGUCAUACUCAUACCUGCCAUAUAGUGGUAAAGGAAACACAAUACACAAAUAAAAACCUCAGAGCUUGAA